AUGGAGCAGAUAGAUUUGACUAUUCCCGAAAACUACACCACACAGACGCUCUUGCUGAUAUGUCAAACGCUGUUUGAUUGUUUGCAUUCGUCCUCAGGUAAGAAUUUCGACCUGGGCACUAUACUACAAAGAACGAAGGAAAAUCCGCUAAUGAAAGAUAGUCCGCACUGGACGCCGUCUGAAAACCAGCUGCUGGCUCUUUACAACAAUCUCAUGCUGGAAAAUGGGCUCAUCGACUCUUCGGACAAGGAUUUGGAGUUUUACAGAAUGAACGAGCCGCUGGUAGUAGAAAUCUGCGAACGACUAUACAACGCUCGCGUGUCCGAAUUGCGAACAGAGAUAGAGGAGAAUAAAGAGAGGUUUGGCCAACUUCUACAAAUUGUGAAAGGAACGAGCUAA
This is a messenger RNA of Ogataea parapolymorpha DL-1, 399 nucleotides long. RefSeq lists its product as uncharacterized. The record is from RefSeq and is a predicted model, not a curated record. Bases 1 to 399 code for a protein of 132 amino acids. The transcript has a single exon. Lineage: Eukaryota; Fungi; Ascomycota; Pichiomycetes; Pichiales; Pichiaceae.